AUGGGAUGUGCUAUAUCUCUCAGCAACCGAGUGUCAGCUGGGGAUUCUGUGAUCAAUGUUCAAAGUCAGGCUCGGCUGACCAGAGUAACGACCUUCAGAGCGGUACAAGAUGUUAAGCCGAGAAAACAAAAUGGCCGCAUCAGUGCAUUCAGAAACGGCAACGAGAAACAUCAUAGCAGCCAAACUUUGUUGACGUUACCGGAAGAAUCCUGCGUUGAUGACUUCAGAAAUGGCCCUGGCCAGAAAUUCUUCCAAGACUUCCCCACUCCAUCCCUUUUGGAAGAGGCCCAACGGGAAUAUUCGAAGUGUGGUUAUGAAGUUUCCACAGCGGGGGGGAUUAGGAAGUUACCCUUCCCGGCCCAGAACUGGAAACGUGAUGUGUUUAAGCUGGAGGACUUCGUUGAGAUCGACAGACACGCUACACAGAUGCCCGCUGAGUGUUGCCUUGACAACCUAGAAGACUUGGUGGGGGACCUUCUGAAGCCGACAAAGGACAGUUUAGGUGCUGUAAGAGUUAUAUUUCGUUGGAUUGCCGCUCAGGACAUCAACAACAUGGAUCUGAUUGGAGUGCAAGCACCCUGUACCGCUGGCUAUUACUUCUUGCGAAUCAAACAGGGGAAAGGUGGCUAUGCUGAACUAUUCCAAAAGAUGUGUAGUUUGGCCAAGGUGGCGUGCGUUCUCAUCCAUGGAUUUGUCAAGGGCGUAGGGUAUGAACCAGGAGAAGAAGUGACAGAUCAUGUUGGCGUCUGGUCCGCAGUCUUUGUGAGAGACAGCUGGCGAUUGGUCGACUGCCAGUGGGGAUCUAGUCACGUAUCUGUAGGCGGAGCCGGGGGGUCGUCUGCUUCCUCGAAAAAACAACACAGGAAGGCAGCGAGUAUGUCUUACGCCUAUGAAGAGUUUUACUUUCUCACGGAUCCCCAUCACUUAAUUUAUAGCCAUUUUCCUUAUGAUGACAGAUGGCAACUGUUGGCGAGGCCAUUGACUUUAGACGAGUUUCAGAAAAUGGCGUACCUCAAACCAAGUUUCUUUGAUUUGGCCUUUGACCUGGAUAGUCAUCCAAAAUGUAUACUGGAAUUCGAAAGCACACAGUGUACAUUGACUUUGAAGGUCGCUCAAAGUGGACGGCGGCGCUUCGUUUAUAGAUUGUAUCUUUUACAACGAAAUGGUGUGAUAUCUGAAACGAAUGAAACUUACCUGGAAAAUUUCGUGUUUCUUGAGAUUCUGAAAGAGAGUUCUACGAUGGUGGCAAACAUUCAUUUCCCGUUUCCUGGAAAAUACAAAUUUAAGCUCUUCAGUAAAGAUACCACAAAUGAAUGUAACGAGUUUUCAAGCAUUUGCUCUUACGUGAUAUAUUGCGACCAGGCUGUAAAGUUGACCGAGUUUGAGCCCAACCCUAAUAACCCCAGACACGAGUGGGGGCUUGGAGCCGACACAGAGGCCCUAGGAAUCGAACUGGCUUCCCACAAAUCUGGACGUAUUGAAACUGAAGCAGGGGAGGUUGAAAUUCGCUUUCGUCUUCACAAAGAUGUCGAAAUUUUGCAUAAACUUCUCCGGAAGGGUGAGUCGGAAGCUAAGUACAAGAACUUCGCCUUUAGCCGUCGAGAAGGUAAUGAUAUUAUUUUCAAAGUGAGGCUUCCGCGAGUUGGGAAAUACAUGCUUUGUCUGUAUGCAAAGGAAGUUGGAGCAAACGGAAAUUUUCCGAACGUUUGCAAUUUUCUUCUUGUAUGCGACGAACCUGCAGAGGAUUUGUCACCUUUUCCUGCUGUGUACAACGGUCGAGUUGGUCCUAAUGGCAACUUUCGUCAACUUAAUAUGGCCACCGUAGGAGGUGACUCUGGAUAUUUUACUUGCAGCGAGUCUGGAGAGUUGGUAGUGAGGUUUCAGACGCCAGAAUCAGUCUGCCUCGUUCCCAAACUCUGCCUCCAGGACGGGUCAAGUUACAAGGAGUUGGACGAGUACGCAAUUUGCAAAACGAACUCCGGGAAAGCAGAAGUUCACAUGGUAUUUCCUGAACCAGGUACAUACCAGUUUAUUCUUUAUGGCAAAGACAGGUCGUCUUCUGUUAGUGGAUACCCUCCGGUCUAUUAUGGUAUGAUCCAGGCAGACUUUCCUAAGGUUGGUGCUCUCCCUUUCCCCAAAGUCUUCUCUAACUGGAAAGAUAACUUUCGUUUACUGGAACCUACUUCCGGAUUCUUGCCCACAAAUUGCACGAUCCGGUUUUUGGUGGACAUUCCCGGUGCAGCUGGAGUGGCGGUAAUUGGUGGUACAUGGAACCAUCUACACCAAAACGAAAACGGACUUUGGGAUGGCUCUCUGGAUACAGGGGAUAAGGAAUGUGAUCUAAAGCUGUCUGCAAGUUUGACGAAGGGGUCUGGGAAAUAUUCUUGCCUCCAGAUGUUUAAGGUGGUGUCUGACGAAAGUUUGAAGCAGAUGAUCGAAAAUCAAAAAGAAAGUUACAAGGCUUCACAAGUUAAGGUGAGAUUAAAGAAAGAGAAGAAAGACGCCGUGGAUCUCCAGAAGGGGCGAGUGUGCAGAGAAACCAUUGAACAGCGAAAGAAACUGGAAGAUGAAAGAGGGCAAAUGCAAUCAAAACGCGAAGAAGAAAUUAGAAAAGUGAAAAACGACGUAUUAAUGAAAAAAGUUGCCGAAGAGCUACAGAGACAAAAGACCAAUGAAGAUUUGAAUAAGGUAGACACGCAAGCUGUUGCUGAAUACCAGGCUCUCAGCGAAAUGAAUGCAGUCCGGAUCGGAGGUGGAGAUGGCGGUGUCGGAGAUGCAUACAACGGAGGUGCUCGCGUAGAAGGCGGUUACGUCGUAGACACGGGAUUUCUACAUGGUACACAUACUGAUGGAACCCAAUUCGUUGAAGGUCAGAUUGUUGAAAUACAACCUGGUGGUGCUCAGAGUAAUGCCAGCAAUUUUCCUGGUGGAAAAGUCGGAGGUGCUCAAGCAAAUUACACUCAAUAUGUUGGCGACAAAGGGGGAGUCCAAAUUUGCACCCUUGGGCUGGAUGAGUUAGGACGACCUGUGUUUACUGGUGGCAAUGGCGACGUACCUAUAGGCGGGGCCACACAUGGUAUCGUCAAAACCGACCAGUCAGCCAAGAUAGUUGAGAUGGAACAGCCUGAAGAAGAUGUCAGAAAUGCAGAGAGACAAGCAGCCCUGUUGGAACUUUCAAUUGCACAGGCCGGAAACUUGGCUGAAAAGGAAAAACAGGAAGAAAUCGCGGAAGCCACCAGAGCGAAGGCAGCUCAGGAAGAACUUCAGGCGGCGAUGCAGAAAGCAGACAAAAAUCUCCUAGAGGCUGCAAUUAAGGGAUUCCGGGAGAAGAAUAUCAAGUCCUUAGGCAACGUGCUGGAAGAUGCGCAGAGGUUGCUGGACAAACUGGCUCUGAGAGAAUCCCUCAAGAAUGCCAUAGAAGCAAAGGAUAUGGUAGCGCUGAAGAGGACAGUAUGGCACAUUGAGGACAGAGGGUUUCAGGAGUUCCUUGGGGAGGACCUCACAAAAGGGAAAGAGAAGCUUAAAAUCUUGGAAAGAUUGUCCAAGCUCAAGUCGUCCAUCUUGUCCAUGGAUGCGGGCACGAUGACUGAGUUGAGACGAUAUAAUAACCCUCCUGAAAUGGUGCAUCAAGUCAUGAUAGCUACUUUCCUGCUCCUGGGAGAGCACGAGGGCAUCACGAAGAAAUGGAAAAACUGUCAGAAACGCUGUAAUCCUACUGGUCCAGAUGGUUUGAAGAGGCGGGUCCUUGAGUUCGACGUUGAUCAACUACACCCGGAAAUCGCUGCCCGCGCUGCGCAGAUCCUGUCGGAAGUAGAACUCGAUGACGUGAGACUCAUUAGUUCCGGAGCUGCCGCAUUCUAUGUUUGGGUUAAAGGUAUAAUCCAGGAAAUGUUCGACAGGCAGCCGGAUGGUGCCAAAGAGAUACCACCGGCAAGCAAGUUCAGGCAGAAGCAGAUAUUCCUGGGCCGUGGCGACAUCGAUGACGACGAUGGUGAUCGGCCUAUAAGUCGGGCCAGCUUGAUGAGACCUACUACAUCUCGUACCAUAAGACCCACUACGACGCGCAGUGUCCGUAGACCAUCUAUUGCGGUACAGUAGACCAAUAACCAUUGACAUAUUCAAAAUAGCACAGCGGUGAAUGGCAAUUGUAUGGUGCCAUGUCUGAAAUACUUGGUUUUCUCCCUCACUAAUAUCAUAACAUACAUAAAUUAUUUUAAAUACAUUUUUUUAAAAAACACAUUUUUGUCUUUGCCCCAGGUUCUUAUUUAGACUGGGUUACACCGUAUUAAGUAAUAAGACAUGAUUAAACGGGGAUAUCUGCAAAUACCCUACAGUUCAUAGGCGGUAUUGGAUCUAAAUUAAUGUAACACCCAACGCGUGAUGUAAUAAAAAUGUCCUUGCAAUGUAAUAUCACAGUAUGACUUAGAGACAGAUAAACGCUGAUGGUAACUAUGUAAGUCAUGUGAUUGGACUUGUGUGUGAUAUGUCCAAACGCCUACGUUGUCACAACAGGGGAGGUGACGAUGGUCGAGGCACAGGACUGUGUGGGUGACAUGCCAUAUUGAAAUCGACUGCUUAUGUGCACAGCGUACGUAAAGUCCAAAUAACUUUAAGAGACGCACAGAUGAACGCAAAUUUUGAUCACAAAAUUCGGGGACUGGUUUUAUUUCAAUGAACUCUGACGAGCAGAAGCUUGAUUGGCGUUGCAAAAGAUUUCGUCAGACGUGGAGUUAAAAAGUAUGAAGAAAAGAAAGAUAUACUUAUGCAUGUAUAUACGAGAAAAGUCUACUUCACAUUUACUUGCAUGUUUUGUCUUGUUGUAAAUAUGUAAUCUUUGCAUGGCCAACGAGGCGAGUAACAGUAAAGUGAGGCAGAUAUAGUAUUUUGCCAUAUACUUUAAGUAUCUCAGGUCUACUGCGGUUGGUUAUACAGUUGUAUGA
This is a messenger RNA of Liolophura sinensis, 4940 nucleotides long. RefSeq lists its product as uncharacterized. Lineage: Eukaryota; Metazoa; Mollusca; Polyplacophora; Chitonida; Chitonidae. The transcript has 10 exons. Bases 1 to 4098 code for a protein of 1365 amino acids. The record is from RefSeq and is a predicted model, not a curated record.